Messenger RNA from Ostrinia furnacalis (Asian corn borer), 4846 nucleotides. It is a transcript of the gene Magi, whose product is annotated as membrane associated guanylate kinase, WW and PDZ domain containing protein magi. NCBI's taxonomy places the organism in Eukaryota, Metazoa, Arthropoda, Insecta, Lepidoptera, Crambidae. Gene Ontology annotation, cellular component: cytoplasm. The record is from RefSeq and is a predicted model, not a curated record. The transcript is spliced from 22 exons. Gene Ontology annotation, biological process: signal transduction. Gene Ontology annotation, molecular function: protein binding. Bases 739 to 3861 code for a protein of 1040 amino acids.
CUAUGGGUUUUCUUUUUGAUUGAUGUGAUCGUUUUUAAUUUUACAAGGUGUAUUUUUGUGUAAAAAGUGUGAUUAAAGUUAUUUUGUGAUUAGAAAAAACAUAUUCACUCUGAAUAUCUUGCUCUCGUUAAAUGUUGCUCAUGCAUAAUUAAAUAAAAGACGAACGACCUUUCAGUAAUCAUACGUACAUCUAUAAACAAACAGCUGUAAGCUGUGCUUGUGUGCAUGCACUUGUUGCACCUACUUUCAAAAACUUAGGAAUUCACCCGUUUUGUGAGAAAGUGAACUUGAUAUUUUAUUUACAAGCUGGUCCAUAGAAAUUAGUAUUCACAUUUACCGUUACUGUUGACGUUAGGACGUGGGAAAUGCUUGUUGUUUUCAUUUACGUUAAAGUUCGUUACAAUGCACCUGCACUGCAGAUAACUGCAACGGGUUGAACUCGCCGAGAUUAUGACACGGUCCGACGGAAGACGAAUCGCAAUCCAGUUAGUUGUUACGUGGAAUCUAUUAUUGCAGUGCAGGUAGAAAACACGACCCGACAAGUGAAGAGUCGACAGACCUCAAAAUGACUCAUACGUGGUCACUGGCAUGCAGUUAUUGUUUUGUUUUCGUGAAUUCCUCGGCGAUGACAGUGUUAGAAAAAGAAAAAAAGUGUUAUCUGUGAUUUUAUGAAUAUGUUCUAUUUUUGAAAAUUUAAAACUUUUUGUGGAGUGUUGGAACAUUACCUAUUAUUUUUUGAUGAAAAUGGCCCAAAAUUCGAUGGAUUCUGAUAGACUUUCGUCUGCUGGAAUUUCAACACAUAGCUCAGGAACUGCUGGGACGGUUGGUGGUUCAGUGGUGGGUGUGAGAGUGGGUGAUCCUGGUCUCAAAAGGGAUGAUGAAGAUGAAUACAACCUUGGGCCACUGCCCCCUAUGUGGGAGAAGGCUUUUACUCCAACUGGGGAGGUCUACUUUAUCGACCACAACACUGGGACGUCCCACUGGCUAGACCCUCGUCUGGCAAGAGUACGGAAACACUCUCUCGGAGAGUGCGGUGAGGAUGAACUGCCUUAUGGCUGGGAACGAGUGACGGACGAACGAUAUGGGUCAUAUUAUGUAGACCACAUAAACCGAAGAACUCAGUACGAGAACCCUGUAUUGCAGGCUAGACUGAGAGCCAAGAACGCAGCGGAGAACAAUGCCAAUAACAAGCCCAAUGGAGGAACGCCCACUGGGGAACUCAGAGGCGAGAGGUUCACUCUCUCACUCACUAAAGGCACUCAGGGUUUGGGCUUCACUCUCAUCGGCGCUGAAGGCAUUCCAGAAACAGAAGGCUACCUCCAGAUACGCAGUAUUGUGCCCCACAGUCCAGCUUGGAUAGAUGGAGCUCUCCGUCCCGGCGAUGUAGUGGUAGGCGUCAACAACCGAGCCGUCCGUGGAUUAUCGCACGCGCACGUCGCACAGAUAUUCCAGUCCAUAGCUCCAGGGUCUGACGUCACGCUACAUCUUGUUAGGGGUUACCCGCUAUCGUUCGACUCCGAAGACCCAAACACUCGAGUUCUAAGCACUCUGGCGGUGGAUGCCACCACUCCUGCCACCUCCGAUGCGGUCGCUAUGCAGCAGUUAACCAGAGCCCUGAGGACCAGAUUCAACCUGGACUCUCCCAACCACGUAGACCCGACCCAGGGUCGAGACGAGACGGACAACUCUCCAGUGACGCCUCACAGUCCCACCCAGCGGCGUCUGAUGUCCCGGUCCUUUGACCUGGAUGCUCAGGGACCGCGGCCUUUCUUAGACGAGAGCGAGGGACCACCUGUGCCCCGCUGUCCCUCUGCUGACCAUUUACUGUCGCUGGCUACUGAGCACCAACCUCGCGGGCUCGGCAGCGAAGCGGGUCGUGAAUUACUACUGACGCUGCGGCGCGGCGCGGCGGGCUUCGGCUUCACCAUCGCCGACAGCGUGCAUGGGCAGAAGGUCAAGAAGGUAUUAGAUCGCAGCAGAUGCGCAGGAUUGCGCGAAGGCGACCUCUUGCUACAAAUAGGCGACACAGACGUCAGACACUCGCCGCACCAACACGUGGUCCAAGUGCUGAAGGAAUGCCCGGCGAUGCACGAGACUACCCUCCGAGUGUGGCGCCGUAAUACCGCGCGCGCGCCGCGCAGCCGCUCGGCCACUAGGCUUCAACCUGCAGCCGCUCCCGCCAGCCAGCUCGGCCGCAGCAAGACGCCCACGGCCGAGCAGCUUCGGGCGCCGCUGCACGCGCCGCGCGAUCUCAACAGCAACGUCAACGCCUUGGACGAGAUGAACUCAGUGGACGCUACAUACGCAGUGCCUGACCACAAAGGGCGUGAACGGGAGAGCCUGAUCGACCGGCGCCGCCGGAGUUCUACUCCCGGCGGUCGUUUGACACUACCCGGCGUCGCGCCCUGGAGCGAACCACAGGAAAAUCAAUGGCAAGAACGCGAAACCUGGGUGGACAACUCCAACAUCAGAAACUGGGCGGAAAGCGCCCAGAAAUGGGGCGAGGGCGGCAACGGCAACGGCUGGGCGCCUACCGAAGGCGGCAACGGCAACUGGGCGCCUACCGAAGGCGGCAACGGCAACUGGGCGCCUGCCGAAGGCGGCAACGGCAACUGGGCGAACGGCGAGCAGUGGCCCGGCAACUGGGCGGAAGUGCCGACGCCCACGGUGCAUGUUGAUAUGAACGCUGCUUACUGGAGAGGCAACGCCAGUGUGGCGGAUAGCAGCGACAAUGGAGGUUUCCCAGAAGACGGCAUGCUCCACUCGCCUACCACCGCAGCAAUAGGCGGGCUGUCCGCCCAUAGACAAUCUCCUUCCACCAGCAGAAUGAGGCCGCACUCGCCGUCUAACUCCACAGGUCGCCUUCGAAGCCAUUCGCCAUCCAACACCAGCGCUACCGAUCAUCUACUGGCUGGCUCGCCGUCAGGCCGGCUGCAGAGCCGGUCGCCUUCCAACAACUCCUGCGGCCGCAUCAAGGGCGAGCCGCUGAGGUUGGGCGAGUCAUCCCCAGGCCGACGCAUGCACUCGCCGGUUUCUCGGCGGUCGCCAUCUUGCUACGACAACGACGCCAUGCCGCAUCCCAGCACUGUAUACGUGGCCAACUACCCACAGGUGGAAGCAGGCGGCGCUAUGGACCCCGAGGCAGACGUGGUGGUGCGUCUAGCGCGUGGAGGCGCCGGCUUCGGCUUCCGCAUCGUAGGCGGAACUGAGGACGGCAGCCGCGUCGCCGUGGGAUACGUCGUGCCUGGUGGGCCAGCGGACGGCCUAUUGCGGCCAGGAGACCUGCUAACAUCAGUGGACGGCAUCCCGCUAGGUGGCGCCACCCACGCGCGUGCCGUGGCCUAUGUAUGCCAGGCGGCUUCCAGGGGACACGUCAUGCUAGGAGUGCGGCACAACCGGGCCGAUAUCCAGCCGCUCGGGCUGCCCGCGCCCGCGCCGCACCCUCACCAACCGCUGCUAGCCGCGGAACCGCCAAUGCACCACAUGCCGCCGGCUUCCUACAACAUCCUGCACCCUGCACCCAUGUAUCCGCCAGCCGUACCUAUGUACGGCAGCGGUCAGUUCGAGGGCGGCGCGGGCUGGGCGGGCGCGCCCUAUGACGUCACCGUGACCCGAAGUGAGGGCGAGGGCUUCGGCUUCGUCGUCAUAUCGUCCACCAACAAGGCUACUAGUACUAUAGGUCAACUGAUCCCCAACUCGCCCGCCUCCCGCUGCGGUCUCCUCCACGUGGGCGAUACCAUAGUGGCCAUCAACCACGUGGCCAUCCGCAACCUACCGCAUCCAGAGGUGGUGGCGCUGAUCAAGCACUCGGGGCCGGCCGUCACUCUCACGGUUCUACCGCCGCGCGCUCGUCAGGACUGAUACUGGUUCGCCGCCCGCGGCGGGAGGCGGUACGUCAUGGUCGUCAAGUGCUUCGUGGCCGAGGAGUUUUAGUGAUGACAGUGACGUGGCCGAGGAGUGACAGUGAUGACAGUGACGUGGCUGAGGAGUUUUAGUGGUGUGACAGUGAUAUAGUGAUAACUGGAAGAUUUUGAAGUGACUUUGGUGGAAUUCAUUGGGGAGGUCACUCUGUGGGCCGUAAUAUUCCAGACCUGUAGGCCUAGGAUGAGCGCCAUUUUAUCGAUUUUAUGCGAUAGGACCAUGCACUUAUCGUCUAAAAAUCAUCAAUAAGAUUUAUCAAGGCGCGCGACCAAAAGAAAAUUGGGGUGAAACGACGAUUGAUAGCAGAGUUUAUAUUAGUAUGAUACCAUUUUUAGUCAAUUAGUAUCAUGACUGUUCUUUAACUUAUGUAGGAACACACUGGGCCUUACCUCAAAAAGUUCGUUCUCCAUAGUAAAACACGGAAGACCCGUGACCUACCUGAUACCUCACUAGUAAAUUUCCAUAGAUGGCCCGUAACCGUAACCUAUCUGAUACUUCACUAGUAAAUUUCCAAGGAUGGCCCGUAACCGUAACCUAUCUGAUACCUCACUAGUAAAUUUCCAAGGAUGGCCCGUAACCGUAACCUAUCUGAUACCUCACUAGUAAAUUUCCAAGGAUGGCCCGUGACCUACCUAAUACCUCACUCAGUGGUGGCCCUGAUCAAGCACUCGGGGCCGGCCGUCACGCUCACGGUUCUCCCGCCGCGCGCUCGUCAGGACUGAUACUGGUUCGCCGCCCGCGAACGUCAUGGUUGUCAAGUGCUUCGUGGCUGAAGAGUUUUAGUGGCGUGACAGUGAUAUAGUGAUAACUGGAUAAAGUCCAACGAUUCUGAAACGUCAAGUGGUAAAAAUCGUAAGAAAUAACGUGGAAACACAAUAUAGAGGAAAAGAUGAAGAAAUCAGUGUUGACGGUAGCGCUCCUGUAA